CGCAGACAAGUAGGCUAAAUUAUCGGCAGACAAGUGCAGUUACAGUUGACAGAGUGGAGAGACGCGUUCCCUUUAAGACCGGUGUACAGCGCUCUCUCCUCGCUCGACCAAGGAGAACCUCUCCUUGUUCCAAAUAAGGAUAUGCUAGCCCAGCCUUAAAGGGGCGGGGGGCGCCAGCGAUACAAACUUGAGGAGGCAGUUUUCUAUUUGGAAGGCAGCGCACCGUCCGGAGGUAACCAGAAUCCAACGGCACCGAGGCGCGAUCAACCCGAGCUUGGAUGAAACGUUAAGGGGAAGGACGCAAACCGGCAGUGGCAGCUAAAGAGAAGCACGGACACUAUUUGGACUCGGGAGAGAGCGAGGUAGCGAGAUCGCAGUCAACGGGGUCGCGUUGGAUAAGCUUAUUCUGUCAGUUGAACAGAUGUUGGGUUAUUUGAGUAGCACGCAGACUGGCCAUGUGAAUAGUAGCCUAUUGCAAAAUUAACCUGGACAGACAACAGAAAGAAGGCGUUGCAGUGGCGUUCGUGUGUUUUAUACACACCGAUAAUAGAGAAGUUCUCAACAUCCGAACAUCUGGAUUUAUGAAGCGAAUACACCUGUCCUGUGUAGGAGCGUGAACGCCGUUUACAUGAAAACCGUUCAGGUGAAAUGGUGAAGGAUCUCAGGAUACAUUUGGAAUCAUUUUUGGACACCCUUGAAAAGGAAACAUACGCUUUUACUCAUUUAUAUAUGCCAUUGAUUUAUAUCCAGAAUUCUGAUUCAAUUGUCUAAAACAGGACUACAUUUAACAAAUAGAAUAGGCUAUAAAUGGUAUCAUUAUUAUUAGUAGGACUGGACUUUGCAAGACAAGGAAUUUACUCAAUCGACUGUCUCGCUCGGUGACUCACUGUGAGAAAUAGACUCGGCAGCUGGAAUCAAUACCCAACUCUACAAAGUGACACAUUUGGAUACCUGCCGGUGCUCUACAGUAGCCUACGUGCAUGUGUGUGUCUUUACCGAGUGGGGAUACACCGACCGGACUACGGUAACGCGAGCUGUCCAAGAGCGGGCGGCCGUCCCCGCGCGCGCGCCUUCAUAAUAAAUGCCCAUCAGCCGGUCGUGCGAGGCUCUCAAGGCUGGGAGGCAAGAUGAAUUCGUGGGUCCUGCUGCUGGCGGCGCUCGCCGCGGGGUGUCUGCGGUUUGGAAGCGCUGAGGGAGAUCCUCUUCCACUAUCGUUAGUAGAGCUGGUGAGAACCAGUCCCAUCUCUUCUAUAGAGGACCUGCAACAGCUGCUGGAGCAAGAGACUGACUCCCAGGAGGUGGAGCCAGAUGAACCAUCGGCCAACGAGAUUCAUUCAAAUGACACGCGUGGAAGAUACAGGAGAAACCUAGUAGAUGCCCAGCCAGCCCAACAGGCGGUGUGUAAGGUCAGGACAGAGGUCAUGGAGGUCACCAGAGCCAUGCUUGAUCGACGCAACGCCAACUUCCUGUUGUGGCCGCCGUGUGUGGAGGUGCAGCGCUGCUCUGGCUGCUGUAACACCAGAAUGCUACAGUGCGUCCCCACGGUUACUCAGACACGAUAUCUACAGGUAACAAGGAUCCAGUACAUUGAUAAGAGACCCCACUACGACAAGGCGGUGAUCUCAGUGGAAGACCACGCCUCCUGCCGCUGCCAGACACACCCCUCGGCCACAGCUGCAGCCAGGUCCACCUCCCUCCCCCCUCCUCUCCCCCGACUCACCCCCAAACCCCCCUCCCUCUCCAAGGAAGACCUCCAUCGCCAUGACAAUAUGAAAGCCAAUCAGAGGUUCCAUGUGGAUGACAGGGGGCAGCUAGAGAGACAGUGGCAGGACAAGUACACCCUGUCACACACACAGACACACCCAAUGGCAGGGGCAGGGACGCAGGUAGGGACACACACACAGACACACCCAAUGGCAGGGGCAGGGACGCAGGUAGGGACACACACACAGACACACCCAAUGGCAGGGGCAGGGACGCAGGUAGGGACACACACAGACACACACACACAGAUGGGUCCCUCUCAUGAGCUCCCUCUAGGGCAUGGCAGUGGGUAUGAGGGGGGGAGAGGGGAGGAGAGAGGGUCACAAACACCCCACCGCACACACACUGACACACAGCCCAACACAGGAGAGAGGCAACACAUUGACAACACAGAGAGGACACAGGAGAUAGGAAGACAGCAACAACUACAACAGUACUACCAACAACAGUAUCUACAACAACAGCGACAAUAUCAACAACAGCAACAUCAACAACAACAGUACCAACCAUACAGCCAAGAGCCAGAGCUCAGGACUCAAUACAAACACAACGCUCCCCAAUCCGACAGCAGCGGACCACCUGACACAAAACAACCGGCCAAUCACAAACCAGAACUGGUCCACAGCAACACAGAACCUACCGAUGAUAAUGACUCAAGCACAGAGGUGGCCAAUAGAGACUCUCUAAAGGAUACAGAGGUCACCAGUCAGGGACAGGCAGUGACAGAAGUGACCAAUCACGGAAAGGAGGACGAUAAAGAGCGACACAGCCAGACAGAGCUGUCCAAUCAGGAACAAAAACACUCAGAGUCGACCAAUCAGGGUGACUCUGCCACAGAGGAGGAGAGCAGGAAGAAACUUCUAGAACUCUUACAGAGAGAACUGGGCCAGAAACAACAGCAUCAUCCUCCUCAUCCUCAUCUUCCUCAUCAAGACCAUCAUCAUCCUCACCAUCGUCAGUCUCGAACACAAACCACCACCACACAAAGACCAGUGCCCCCCACGUUGUCCUCCAGCAGGGCCCCAGGGUUGUCCCCCAGCACCCCGUCCACUCCCCCCAAGCCCCCGCAGGGCCCAUUCAGACCGGCCCUUCCCCGCGGACGCAGGAGGAGGAAACACCGGAGCCGCAUCAGCAAGGCUGCCCUCCGAACCAUGAUCAUGUAGAGAGAGAUGGCAACUGGGUCGACUGUGUUUGCUGGGCCCACCCAGGGUCGUGUUCAUUAGGCACUAAACGGAAGAAAACGGACUGAAACAGGGACAACAUGGAAUAAACCCUAAUUUCUUGUUUUAUAAAACGUUGUGUGCCCUAAUGAAUACUGAGGGAUACUGCUGGUUAUGGAACCUCAAGAUGGACACUGGAGACUGGCCAGCACUUCUGGACUCUACUGCUGGUUAUGGAACCUCAAGAUGGACACUGGAGACUGGCCAGCACUUCUGGACUCUACUGCUGGUUAUGGAACCUCAAGAUGGACACUGGAGACUGGCCAGCACUUCUGGACUCUACUGCUGGUUAUGGAACCUCAAGAUGGACACUGGAGACUGGCCAGCACUUCUGGACUCUACUGCUGGUUAUGGAACCUCAAGAUGGACACUGGAGACUGGCCAGCACUUCUGGACUCUACUGCUGGUUAUGGAACCUCAAGAUGGACACUGGAGACUGGGCAGCACUUCUGGACUCUACUGCUGGCUAUGCUAACAGACAUUACUGCAGGUUGUGUCAAUCUUUGCACCCCAGAAUGUAGCAUCUUUCUAUAAAAAAUCUGCUAGCUUUAUUUAAACCGCGAUAUCAAGACAAUGGACAAUCUCAGACAGAGACUCCUUAGAAAGGAGGUAGUUCUGGAUGUUUAACACUGGAAGGAGAGUGAUGUAACCUUUGAAAAAGGAGCCAAGCAAACUACAUCUCCCACUGCCUACUGAUUGGACAGUUAAGGAGGGUGUUCGGCGGAUAUUAUUAGAUUGCUUGCUGCAACAGCCAUUGAUUGGUUGUUUUAGAUGCCAUGGAACACGCCCCUCUCUACAGCUUGACUAUGAUUGGUUGCUGAGAAUAGAACUGAAAUCUUAUUGCCCAAAAUGGUGCUUGAGGCCAUCUAUUUCUAAGAGACAAUGCAAAGCUUGGAUGUGGAUAUUUUCACUGGAAUGUACUGGGUUGACAAUGGAAGCUGUUCUCAGAUAAACAAUGUUAUCCUACUGGUGUAAUUGGGAUAACUGUCCUGGGAAUAUGACUGGUGUAACUGGGGAUAACUGUCCUGGGAAUAUGACUGGUGUAUCUGGGGAUAACUGUCCUGGGAAUAUGACUGGUGUAACUGGGGAUAACUGUCCUGGAAAUAUGACUGGUGUAACUGGGAUAACUGUCCUGGGAAUAUGACUGGUGUAACUGGGGAUAACUGUCCUGGGAAUAUGACUGGUGUAACUGGGAUAACUGUCCUGGGAAUAUGACUGGUGUAACUGGGGAUAACUGUCCUGGGAAUAUGACUGGUGGAACUGGGAUAAAUGUCCUGGGAAUAUGACUGAUGUAACUGGGGAUAACUGUCCUGGGAAUAUGACUGGUGUAACUGGGAUAACUGUCCUGGGAAUAUGACUGGUGUAACUGGGAUAACUGUCCUGUGAAUAUGACUGGUGGAACUGGGGAUAACUGUCCUGGGAAUAUGACUGAUGGAACUGGGGAUAACUGUCCUGGGAAUAUGACUGGUGGAACUGGGGAUAACUGUCCUGGGAAUAUGACUGGUGGAACUGGGGAUAACUGUCCUGGGAAUAUGACUGGUGUAACUGGGGAUAACUGUCCUGGGAAUAUGACUGGUGUAACUGGGGAUAACUGUCCUGGGAAUAUGACUGGUGGAACUGGGGAUAACUGUCCUGGGAAUAUGACUGGUGGAACUGGGGAUAACUGUCCUGGGAAUAUGACUGGUGUAACUGGGGAUAACUGUCCUGGGAAUAUGACUGGUGGAACUGGCGAUAACAUGAGUAAAGGGGGAUAGAACAUAUGGAUAGUGAAGCACUGAAAGGAGAAGCUCGGUGUAUGGGGAAUACGCCCUUAGACACUGAUCUAGGGUCAGUUUAGCAUUUUCCUUGCUAAUGGUUAAUGUUAGAUUUGGUGGAGGGGAAGCUGAUCUUAGAUCUGGAGCGAGAAGCUCAGGACAUCACACACACACACACAGAGAGACAUAUCAUUUCUACUACUACAGUAUCUUUCAAUGUUCUGUCUACAUCUGGAUCUAACCAAUCCAAACACUGGAGUAGUUACACACUGGAGCGCAGAUAGAACUAGAAAACAUAGAGGGAGAAGUAGAGGGAGCGCAUAGAGAGCAUUUAAAUAGAACAGUUCUAGUUGUCCUAUAUCUAUUACAGAGAAAAGCAGGUAUAGAACUGGAAAACAGAGUGGAAACAUAGGAGUGUUUUGUUGAAGAGAUGUUGAACAGGUCUAGCUCUUCUCUCUUUGAUAGAGAGAAGCAGAAAUAGAACUGUAAAACCUAGAUUGAAGGACAGCAUUUUUGCACUGGGAGAGCAGAGAAAGGAACAUAUGCCAAACGUCACCAUAGUCACCAUACCAGGAGGCCAUAGACUACUCAGAUGACAGACACUCAACACUCAACAUCCAACACUGACUCUUAUACCUUAGAUGUUUCAACUUUUUCAACAUAGCCUGGAAUGUGUGGCGGAAAUAUUUCAAGGGAAUUGUUGCUCAGUAGGUCUUCAACGAAGCCUGGGGCGUUGUGUGUUUCAGCUGUAGGGACGUCUGUUGUCUUUGUCUUGCCAAACACAGAAGCAACAAUGUAGCGUUGUUGACCGACUCAACAUUCAAA
This is a messenger RNA of Oncorhynchus gorbuscha (pink salmon), 5563 nucleotides long. RefSeq lists its product as uncharacterized. The record is from RefSeq and is a predicted model, not a curated record. The transcript has 7 exons. Gene Ontology annotation, biological process: positive regulation of cell migration; positive regulation of cell population proliferation; positive regulation of ERK1 and ERK2 cascade. Gene Ontology annotation, cellular component: membrane. Gene Ontology annotation, molecular function: platelet-derived growth factor receptor binding; growth factor activity. Bases 1128 to 2927 code for a protein of 599 amino acids. NCBI's taxonomy places the organism in Eukaryota, Metazoa, Chordata, Actinopteri, Salmoniformes, Salmonidae.